AUGGUAUCACGCUGCAAGUAUCAGAACUCCUCUGAGAUUGGUGCUUAUGCCCGUAUUACAAACUCAUAUGCUCUUCUUCCAUUCUCCACUUCUGAAAACUUUUUCUCAGUUUUCGAAUCCAAACUUGCUGAGCAUAUUCCAUGCUUCCAUGCUACAAUUGCAGGAACAUCAAUUGUUGGCCGUCUUUGCGCAGGUAACGCUAAUGGCCUUAUUGUUCCACAAAUGACAACAGAUCAAGAACUUCAACAAUUGAGAGAUUGCCUCCCAGACAAGGUUGUUGUACAGCGUGUUGACGAGCGUCUUUCUGCUCUCGGAAACGUUAUUUCUUGCAACGAUCACGUUGCCAUUGUCCACCCAGAUCUCGAUAAGGAAACAAUCGAAAUCGUUGGUGAUGUUCUUGGCGUAGAAGUCUUCCCAGGCCUUAUUGCCAAGGAAUCUCUUGUCGGAACAUACUGUGUUUUCACAAACCGUGGUGGUGUUGUUACAACAAAAGUUACAGUUCAGGAACUUGAAGAACUUGCUGGCCAGCUCGGUGUUGAGCUUACAGCUGCUACAGUCAACCGUGGUUCCCCACUCAUUGGAGCAGGCCUUUGCGUUAAUGAUUGGUCAUUGUUCUGCGGCUGGGAAACAACAGCUCUUGAAAUUGCCAACCUUACACGUAUCUUCAAGAUUGAAGAUAAUACUAAUGCUGCAAACGAAGGUGUCAAUAUCGAUGAAUCCCUUGUUGACAUGAUCUUAUAA
Messenger RNA from Trichomonas vaginalis G3, 741 nucleotides. Its product is annotated as mature ribosome assembly. The transcript has a single exon. The record is from RefSeq and is a predicted model, not a curated record. Bases 1 to 741 code for a protein of 246 amino acids. Gene Ontology annotation, cellular component: nucleolus; preribosome, large subunit precursor; cytosol. Gene Ontology annotation, biological process: cytosolic ribosome assembly; assembly of large subunit precursor of preribosome; maturation of LSU-rRNA. Lineage: Eukaryota; Parabasalia; Trichomonadida; Trichomonadidae. Gene Ontology annotation, molecular function: ribosomal large subunit binding.